Molecule: messenger RNA, 2674 nt
Organism: Ceratina calcarata
Lineage: Eukaryota; Metazoa; Arthropoda; Insecta; Hymenoptera; Apidae
Product: protein brambleberry
Exons: 9
Coding region: 360-2312 (650 amino acids)
Source: RefSeq, a predicted model, not a curated record
AUGCGAGGGAUGCUUGAAUUUCUCCGCCGUUGCACCACAGCGCUCUAACCGUUACAAAACUGCACGUUUGGGAGAAAAUAAACACUUGUCAUCGCUCCUCACCUGUGGAGUGUGGUUAUUUUCGUCGUUUAUCAAAGCUAUACAAUUCCCGAUUACAUGAAUGAAACGGUCGAUUUUUUCGAUCGACGAAGGUAGUCUGUUCGUCAGUGAAAGUGAACCUUGAAUCCUGUUUGCUGCACGAGUACUGUGUUUGCAGUGUUAUGAAGUAAAUUUGCUUAUUGUUCUCGAUAGUAAAUUAACAGAAAACUGCGUUCUUUGUCGAGAGAUCACGUUACUUCGUUUGUAGAGAUUCUAACAGAAUGGGUCGUGGGUACCUCUCGAUUCUGUUCAUCAUUUUAAUUACCUCCCAAAGUAGCUAUGGAUCUUUAUUCGAUUGGGUUUGGGGCAAAGAAACAGACGACACUACAGUCUUAGUAGCUGAUGGUGUCCCAUUGAUCUCAAUCCCAUAUGAAUCUAUGACAGAGGACGAGAAGUUUCUCCAGGAGGCAGCCAAGUUCACUGAAAUCCAGGUGUCAUCACCUUUGGAAACUUGCCAGCACAAAGUGAUAAUGAAGAUCAAAACUUCCUGCUCUGGGAUGACCGAGGAACAAUUGGCCAAACUCAGUGUUAAUCUACUGAACUGUCAGUCUGCAGUUGAGGGGAGGAAGAUGUUUCCUUGUACAGAUGAAAUGUCUUUAAAACAAUGCACCACGGAUAUGGAUCCAGAUAUGUGGAAUGCUUAUCAUUUGAUGAGUAACAGAGCCAGGGCAGUGUGUUAUGCAGCUCGUAGCACUCAAUUUCGUGCUCUUACAGAAUUAACAGUGAACAAGCUAAUGCAAACUGCUCACAAUCAGAUCACAACGUUAAGCUCCUUGAAGGAAAGUCAAGAUCGUUUAGAAGAGCAUACAGUAGAAGCAUUAUCGUCUCUGUCUAAAGGCAACGAGGCAUUGCUGGAGCAACAGAAAUACUUGAAAGACGCUCAAGCGUCGGCUUACAAUCUCGUGACGUCGAAUUUAAGGGAAUUGAAUAACGAAAAAGCGUUGAUACGUUCGGGACACACGCAACUUGCAGCAAUGACAGACGACAUAAGAAAGAAAUUAGAGGAGGCGAACAGAAAUUUAAAACAACAAGCCAUCGAGCACGGCGAGAAUCAUAAAGAAAUACUCGAGGACUUGGUGAACAUUCAGAUGCAAGCGGAAUUGAUCUGGGAAAAGAUCGAAUCGAGCACCGAACGAAUUUUCGCUCAGCACGAAGAGGCGCUCUCUCGUUACGAGCGAACAUUAGAAAAAUUGGCGCAGAUCAACGAUACGGUGCAAUACAUUUGGAACAUAACGAACAGCAUGCGUGCAGAGGUCGACGAGAAGCUUAACUGGUUGACAAAUUACAUCGGAGACACGGGGGAACAAAUGCAUAGAAUAUAUAGAAUAGGAUUGCAUGUAGUUUAUUUAUUAUGCUGCAUGGUGAUCGCUGCGUUCCUUCAUGCACCGUUGCUUACCAGGAUCACAAUUAUGGGACUUGUGCCAAUGAACCUGGUCUCUUAUUUGAAACACGGCAUGGACGCCUGCUUGGAUUUCCCAUCAAUCACUGUGUUGAUAAUACUAAUCACGAUGAUGCACUUUUUAAUGGUCGGCAUUCAACGUCUGUUCGGACCGAAACAACAAAUGCGAGCCGAACCGGUGCAAGUGAUCGAACGAAACGGCCACGCGAACGGACAUUACGUUUCGUCCUCUUAUUCAAAUCUCCAAUCCGAACAGACUCCCAAUUUAACAUUUUAUGCCAAACAGAAAAGAAAUGUUCGAGCACUUUACUAUUCCUUGAGUUACCAAAUAAAUCGAUGCAUUCGAAUAGUGCGAUCGCUAGUAGAGUCAGUUAUAUCAUGGAGCAAGCAGAGCUGGCCACAGCGCGAGGAGCUCUCUUGCUCUUACACUUCGUCGAGAAGGACUCGCGAGGAUCUUAUCCGCAACUAUGAAUCCGAGUUCCCAAGCAUAUCCGAGGACAUGACAGAUUUCGAGCAUUCGCAUUUAGUUAACGAGAGUAACGACGAUCUCGAUAAACUGAUCGAUGCCAACGAUCUGAGACGAAGAAUGCAGAGGCAAAUGAGAGGAGCGAGCACAUACUCCUCACAUCAACAAUCAUCAUCGAGGAGUGUUACUCCGUCGUUCACGACGAGGUGCGCGGCUAUAACGAAAAGCGGGAGGAAGUGUCGGAUGCAUACGACAAACGAUCGUUACUGCGCCAGGCACAUUGGUGGAUACUCUGUUACCGAGGACUGAGGAAUCUCUGAAUUGAAUGAAACGGAGCAUAAUAUUUAUCCGGAAUGUUAGACAAAUUUUAUAAUCAAUUGACUACCAAUACGAGUGCCUUUCAGUAACUGUACAUAAUUCUAGUGCGAUGUGCUCAAUGUUUACUCUAAGAUGAGAAGACAAUUAGCGACUUAAUGUUUAUGUAUUUUAUAUAUGUAUUUAAAUAUUUAAUAUCUUAUUUCGUAAGUUAGUUCUAUCGAUUAGUUGUAUUUUAUUUUUAUAAAUCCUCCCAUUGUCAUGCUAGAAGUAAUGAAAGAAUCUGACUUUAUAUUCUUUGGUUUUAUUGGAAAAUAUCCACGUGUACUGAAUUAAAAUAUUUCACAAAACAAUAA